Messenger RNA from Saccostrea cuccullata (small rock oyster), 1443 nucleotides. RefSeq lists its product as uncharacterized. The coding region runs from base 1 to 1443 and encodes 480 amino acids. The record is from RefSeq and is a predicted model, not a curated record. Lineage: Eukaryota; Metazoa; Mollusca; Bivalvia; Ostreida; Ostreidae. Gene Ontology annotation, biological process: DNA integration. Gene Ontology annotation, molecular function: nucleic acid binding. The transcript has a single exon.
AUGAAUUUAGCAGACACUCUCAGCAGAUCAUAUCUCAGUGAGACGAAGGAAAACCUUGUUCCAGACAUUUCAGUGAAUGAUAUUCACUUGAUAUCAUACUUACCAGUUUCUCCAAUUAAAUAUGAAGAGUUCAAGAAAGCUACAGCAAAUGAUGCAGAAUUGCAAUCACUACUUGACACAGUAUUAGAGGGAUGGCCAGACUCGAAAGCUGAAGUUCCAGAUGAGAUCAGGAUGUACUGGAAUAUUCGAGACGAAAUCUCAUGUGUUGAUGGACUUUUAUUCAAAAGUCACAAGUUGAUCAUCCCGCAAUCAAUGAGAACAGAAAUGCUGAACCUGAUUCAUAGCUCCCACUUGGGAAUUGUAAAGUGUAAGAGCAGAUCCAAAGAUGUGAUGUAUUGGCCAGGAAUGUCUAAAGACAUUGAGAAAAUUGUAUCACAGUGUGAAGUAUGUGCACAGCACUCUACAUCAAACCCGAAGGAACCACUUAUUCCACUAGAAGUACCUGAUAGACCAUGGGCCAACAUUUCAGCAGACAUCUUUGAGUAUGAGAACCAACAAUACCUGGUAUCAGUUGAUCAUUACUCAAAAUGGCCAGAAGUCGUAAAGUUACCUGGACUUAGCAGUUAUGCUACCAUACAGUGUCUGAAGUCCCAAUUUUCCAGAAACGGACUACCUGAUAAAGUUCUUACGGAUAACGGACCACAGUUCAGCAGCAAGGAAUUCAGAGACUUUAGCAAGGAGUACAGUUUUGUUCAUGUGACUUCAUCACUCCAUUUGCCGCAAGCCAAUGGACAAGCAGAAAGAACAGUUAGAACAGUCAAGAACUUGUUGCGUAAAGCCAAAGACCCAUACAAAUCUUUGCUUGACUAUCGUAAUACCAACAUCGAAGAAAUCGGUUUGUCACCUGCACAGAUGUUCUUAGGCAGAAGACUAAAAACAGAUCUUCCUACUGCUUCUCCGCUCUUAUCAGCAGCAACAUCGUCAAAUGAUCUGAAGAUGCGAAUGGAAACCAGAAAGACCAGACAGAAGUUAUAUUUUGACAGACAUGCAGGCAGAGAACUUCGACCACUUCACUCAGGUGAAAAAAUAGUCAUCAAACAUGGAAAAGAUUGGAUACCUGGAAACGUGAUGAGUGAACAGAGCAACAGAUCCUACAUAGUCAAGACCAAUGAUGGAACCAAAUACAGAAGAAACCGCAAACACAUCAGACCAACUGCAGCACAAUUCAAACAUCAUCAAUCCGCAGAAACAGAAAUCUCCGAUUCAGCCAACCCAACAAAAACCAAAGAAACACCUGGAGAAAAUCUACAAGAGGUCGCAAGUUCACCGCAAUCCUCAGACCUGCCGAAACUCCCUGAAACCAUCACACGGUCAUCCACCAUCGUAACCAGGUCAGGACGUGUCGUGAUUCCACCAAAGAAAUUUGACGACUUCACCAAAUAA